CCUGCUGCGGCGGGAGGGGGCAGAGCCGGCCCGGGGCACCGCGCACCGCCCGCCGACGGACCCGCCGCCGCCGGGCUGAGGGGCGGCCGCCCGGGAGAGCCGCCUCCGGUGGCCGCAGAGCCCCGCCGUCCCGCCGCCUCCCCCUUCCCCCCGCCGCCCCCCCCCCGAGGGACGAUGGUGUCGCGGGCCUGGCGCGGCGCGGGGGCUCGCCCGUUCCUGCUGGCGCUGCUGCUGGUGCAUCUGCCUCAGGGUCGCGGCCACCGAGCCACGGGGCCCCGGUUUUUAAUAAGUGACCGUGACAGAGACCCUCAGUGUAACCUGCAUUGCUCCAGGUCCCAGUCCAAACCCCUCUGUGCCUCUGACGGCAGAACAUAUGAGUCAAUGUGCGACUACCAGAGAGCCAAAUGCCGGGAGUCAAGUCUGAGUGUGACACAUCGUGGCCGGUGCAAAGAUGCUGGCCAAAGUAAGUGUCGAUUAGAGAGAACUCAAGCACUGGAACAGGCAAAGAAGCCCCAGGAAGCAGUCUUCAUCCCAGAAUGCAAUGAGGAUGGAUCAUUCACACAGGUGCAGUGCCAUACCUACACUGGAUACUGCUGGUGUGUGACACCUGAUGGCAAGCCUAUUAGCGGCUCUUCUGUACAGAACAAAACUCCUGUAUGUUCAGGUUCUGUAACUGAUAAGCCAUCAAGCCAGGGUAAUUCGGGAAGGAAAGUUUCUUUUCGAUUCUUUUUAACUCUCAAUUCAGAUGACGGUUCAAAGCCAACGCCUACCAUGGAAACCCAGCCUAUUUUCGAUGGAGAAGAAAUCACAGCACCCACCCUUUGGAUUAAGCACUUGGUCAUCAAAGAUUCCAAACUGAACAGCUCCAGUAUAAGGAAUUCAGAGAAAGUUCACUCCUGUGACCAGGAAAGGCAGAGCGCCCUGGAGGAGGCCAGGCAGAACCCCCGUGAAGGCAUCGUCAUCCCCGAGUGCGCUCCUGGAGGGCUCUACAAACCAGUGCAAUGCCACCAAUCGACUGGGUACUGCUGGUGUGUCCUGGUGGACACAGGACGCCCCCUGCCUGGUACUUCCACUCGCUAUGAGACCCCAGUGUGUGAAAGCGAUGCCAGAUCGAAGAGCACAGAGAUUGAUGAUCCAUUCAAGGACAGAGAACUUCCAGGCUGCCCAGAAGGGAAGAAAGCUGAAUUUAUUACCAGCUUACUUGAUGCUCUGACUACAGACAUGGUACAGGCUAUUAACUCAGCAGCACCUACUGGGGCUGGGAGGUUCUCUGAGCCAGACCCCAGCCACACACUGGAGGAGCGAGUGGUACACUGGUACUUCAGCCAGCUGGACAACAACAGCAGCAAUGACAUUAACAAGCGGGAGCUGAAGCCUUUCAAGCGUUACGUAAAGAAGAAAGCCAAGCCCAAGAAAUGUGCCCGACGUUUCACUGACUACUGUGACCUCAACAAGGACAAGUCGAUCUCGCUUCAGGAGCUGAAAGGGUGCUUGGGAGUCAGCAAGGAAGGAGGUAGCCUGAGCAGUUUCCCCAGUGGAAAAAGACAAGGCCUUAACCCUUUCAUAGGUCGCCUGGUGUAGCAGUAGAAGUCAGGAAGGAAAGGCAGGAGCCGACCCAAAGGAAAGAAAGAUCCAGCGACAGACGGACAGACAUCUUGCUGCUUGUGAGCAGUCCUGCAGCAUCAGCAACAUCCAACACAGCAGAAGUGGCACCCAGAAUGUUUGCACUUUUAAAUAAUUGGGUUUGGGUUUGUUUUUAAUUGCUUUUCAAUGCCAUUACCUAAUACUUUGGAGAGUGGGUGGAAGCAAGACCGUGACUUUUUAAAAUUGGAACAGCUACUGAUGAACGUAAAAUUGAGUUCACUGGGACUCAAAGAAAGAGAAUUUUAUAUACUGUAUAUAAAUAUAUAUGUAAAUUGUACAGUUGUCUUGUACAGGGGUUGGAGUCACUGUUCUGUUCCUUCCUUUGCUUUUGAAGGCUGUUAGGGUUAGAGGGACACUUUACUUUUAAUGGAUUACAGUAAUGCAUUCAUUUCUGCCACCAAACCAUUCAGCUGCAAACCUUAACACCCCCCAUGCAAAAAAGAAGUAUAUCAGCAUGACUUUACCUGCAGAUGUGUACAGAGUGCCCCAGAUACCAGCUGCUCCUUGAAAGCAGUUGUGCCCCUUCUUUUCUUACUGUAAAGCCCUGUGCAACUCACAGGCAGUUGGGCAGAUUUCACCAAAGUAUUGGUACACUGCAAAGCUGCUUAAAGCGGGGAUAGAAAAGGGUUGGAUUAAGGACAUAUGAGAGUAGUUUCUGCACCUGUUGCAGGCUGGUCAGAAAUGAAUUGCAAAUGCAUUACUAUUCAGGCUCAGAAGACAUGCUUAGCAAAAAUGUGCCAUGCCUUGGGAAUCUAAUGCUAUAGGAAGGACAUGGGAGCUGUAGGCCUAGUAGAGUCAGCAAAGUCUUGCAUCUUCCUCUCUGACAAAGUGUCCAUCUAAUAUGUUGUACAACAAUAAAAAUAGAGAAGCCUGCUAAAAGCAGCAUUAGCCUGCCUGUUGCUUUGCUGAGGAGCAGAGAACAUAUUUGUCAGUGCAGAAAGACGCAAUCAUGCUGCUGGUCCCUAAGAGUCUGGUUUACUUAUGUUUCAACACCACGGCUUGGGCUAUGCUCACUGGUGAAGGUCUGUCUGCGGUGACUGUUC
Molecule: messenger RNA, 2687 nt
Organism: Falco peregrinus (peregrine falcon)
Lineage: Eukaryota; Metazoa; Chordata; Aves; Falconiformes; Falconidae
Gene: SMOC1
Product: SPARC related modular calcium binding 1
Exons: 13
Coding region: 175-1581 (468 amino acids)
Biological process (GO): extracellular matrix organization
Cellular component (GO): basement membrane
Molecular function (GO): protein binding; calcium ion binding; extracellular matrix binding
Source: RefSeq, a predicted model, not a curated record